Molecule: messenger RNA, 2200 nt
Organism: Ostrea edulis (European flat oyster)
Lineage: Eukaryota; Metazoa; Mollusca; Bivalvia; Ostreida; Ostreidae
Exons: 10
Coding region: 89-1939 (616 amino acids)
Source: RefSeq, a predicted model, not a curated record
UGAUGAUAUCCGUGUCCUUUUCCUUUCCUAUUGAUUAAGGAAACGUAACUUCUCAUGUUUAAUGUGGACUGGAGUAGUUUAAAUCAAAAUGGAUGUAUUGAUAUUCAGAGGAUUCUUUAUUUUUUUCAUUUACACAUUCUCUUCGGCUCAGACGACAAAAUUCAUCACAUCGGAGAACUACCCUAAUGAUUACCCGCCAUCCUUUAGCCGUGACUAUUGGUUUGAUGUCGAGGGAGCGGAGCAUAUUCUGAUUACUUUCACAAAUUUUUCACUCGAAUACAGCUUUCAGUGCAGCGCUGAUUCGUUAGAAAUUUUUUACGUGCAGGAGAAAACGUACAAAGUUUUAGCCGAGUAUUGUGGAACAUGGGACAUAUUUUCUGUCGUUAUUUCAUCCUCAAAGGGGGCAUUCAGAAUGACAUCGGAUUCAACGGUAGAAAGCUUAGGGUUCCGUGUUGAGUAUUCAGGGAUUCAGGAGGAUUAUGACAGUGUCGUAAAUAAUACGGCGGGCACGGUGUCAUUACCACGGUACUAUGGUAAAUACCCAAACAACGCCAACCAUGUUACUACCAUACUGAACCGGAACAGAUCAAGAAUCGCUAUCAAAUUCCUGGUCUUUGACAUUCACGCUACCGAUCUCUUAGAGGUGCAGAAUGGGAUCGCUCCGACUUCUCCUGUUUUGUUUAAGCUCUCGGGCACGACGCUUCCUGGCACAAUAUAUGGUUAUGGUGAAGGACUUCGCCUACAUUUCAGAUCUGAUCUCUACUUUACUCGCGCUGGAUACAUAUUAAACUACACUGUUGAAGAAUUGAGAGAAUGUCAGGACACCGAUAACGGAACUGAGUACCAAGGAACAAUGAGGACCUCGGCUUCAGGCACGGCUUGUAUGUACUGGAAAAAUUUGGAAAAAUCUUCAGAAUUUCACCAAUUACCAGAAAACUUCUGUAGGAACCCUGACGGGCGUGCAUCACCUUGGUGUUACACAACUCCAGGGGUGGUAGAGAACUGUUCUAUUGAUAGAUGUCCCUCUACCGAUUUGUCUACGGUGAAUACAACUAUGUCAAACGGACUGACCCCAGACACCGUGAACGUGGUCAAAUCGGGAGAAUCCGGACAAAAAGAAAACGACGUAACACCACAGACAACCAGUAAAACACCGGUGAGAAACACAGCCCCUGCCGGUAAACCCGACGGUGCAGAUGACGAGACUUCUAACGCUGGAGAAACAGCAAAUUCUCCAAAGAGAAAUGUACUUGUGCCUGUAACUGUAGGAGGGGUCUCGUUUUUCGUGGCAGCCAUGGCGCUGCUUCUUAUUAUCGCCAAAAGGAGGCAGAUGAGGAACAGACAAAGCAUGCGAAAUUCCCUUGAAAUUCAUCCUAUAGAAUUGCCCCCAAUUGAUGAAAUAGAUUCCGAGGAAGUGAAAUACGGUCGAUCCAAGUAUCAUCCGAAUAACAUCCACAUUCCAUCCGAAGAAAUCACAUACACUGCCAUAGACAACAUCGAGGUCAAAACAGAACGCUCAGAUAGUUCUACGUCAGACAGUCUGGUCGCCAUGGAUACGACCUUGAAAAGGUUCCGUGAUGGCAAACGGUUAGCCAUGCAUUUUGAUGAGGAUGGGUAUGGUAUCGUCGAUGGUGAGGCAAAGGAUGACUUUACAAUCGACGACAGGAGAUUUGCUUUAAAUAGAACAAGAGAGGGACACUACGACCACUUGAGGUCUUUUAAAGUAAAAUGGCGCAGAGCAGACGAAGAAACAGAAGCUUUAUACGACCACUGUCAGGUAGAUGUUAUUCGGGAAAGUAAACAAAGCAAUAUUUUUGAUGACACGUACGAUCAUACCACUACUGUAAUGCUUGAUAACGAUCUUAAAAGCGAUGACCAAUCUGCCUCGGAGACCAAUGUAUGUCACGACUGUGUGUCUGAGCAAGUCACGAGUAUCUGAGAUGGUGGAAGAAGUAUGUGACUAUGACUUACUGUGAUGUGUACAUGUGUUAAAACAAUACAGUAGUACUUGACUCAAGUAAAGGAUAUCGAAGUACUGUAUUGCAUUGCUUCAGGCAUACAGGAAAUUUACAACGUAAUUAUCACUGUAGCUGUCAGUUUUAGUCCAGAUAAAAUAGUGAUGCGGCGUGUUUAUUGCUCUAAGUUUUAUAUCUACAGUAUAUCCAGUAUUCAUGUCGAAAUACACGUAUAUGGACUCACA